AAAAAAUAAAGUCAUAACAAAAACACGUUGUUUUGAUGAUGAUUGUGUGAGGUUUUAUUUCUGAAUAUUUAACUGAAUUCAUGGUGUUUUAAUACAUAAACAAAUUGUUCAAGAUGGGGAAAGGACGCUAUAAUGCUAAAGCUCGCCAAGUCGUGAAGACUGAUAUAGAUAAUUCAAAAACUAGUGAGAUUCAAUUAGAAUUUGCUACCAAUGAAUAUGGAGGCACCGAUUCGACUAAUUUACUGGCCUUGCCAUCAAAGAAACGAGACACAAAGAUUGUCAAAGAAAAGAAAGAAAAAACUAGAUUCCUUUCAAAAGCUCAGCGAAAAAGAUUAGAGAAGAUUGUUGAGAAGAAAAAGAAGAAGGAAAAUAGGGCAUCUCUCUUAGAAUCUCUGUCACAAGUACAAGCGUCAGCAGAGGAAGUACAACAGCUUACUGGAAUAUCCACUGUCCAGACCAUUGGGUUGCGGAAACUCAAUGAGCUGAAUUCUGAGCUGACUACUCAAACAGUUACUGAGGAAACCGAGAACAAGAAGUUUAGUAGUAUCGCUGGCGCCAAAAAACGUCUUCGACUAUUAAAAAUGGAUAAUGCAGAGAAAAUUAAAAAGAAGAAGUAUGAUCCAAACGUAGUUGGUCUAGAAGAGUCUUCCGAAGACAGCAGUUCAGAAGCCGAAGAAGAAAGCGAUGAUGAUGAACCAGAAAUCGUGAAUGGAGAUGAUGAGAAAGAAAAAGAAACUCAAAAACCAGUUGAUAAAGUUGAUAUUACAGUGGCAGAUACAAAUGAUUCUAAAGCAGAAACUGCAAUAGAAAUUCCAGAUAUUACAAAAGAAAAUGUAAAGAAAAAUAACAAGAAAGUUGAAAAAGAUAUUAAAGUGGAGAAAAAACCAUUGCUUGAGCAUCCUACGGUUCAUGUGGAAGUGAAAAGAGACCCUAAAAUACAGGUAGCAAGGUUGAAAUUACCUAUACUGGGUGAAGAACAGAGAAUCAUGGAAUUAAUCAAUGAAAAUGAAUUUCUUAUUGUUGCUGGUGAAACAGGUAGUGGUAAAACAACACAGAUACCCCAAUUUUUAUACGAAGCAGGCUACGCAGAGCAUAAAAUGAUAGCCGUUACGGAGCCCCGUAGAGUGGCCACCGUGGCUAUGGCCGCCCGAGUCGGCUAUGAACUGGGUCUGUCCAGUAAAGAGGUAUCGUAUCUAAUGCGGUUUGAAGGCAAUGUUACUAAGGACACGAAGAUCAAGUUUAUGACUGACGGGGUCCUUCUCAAAGAAAUCCAAUCAGACUUUCUGCUCAGCAAAUAUUCAGUAGUGAUCAUAGAUGAAGCCCACGAAAGGAGUGUCUAUACAGACAUAUUGUUAGGGCUCCUAUCAAGGAUAGUUCCUUUGAGAAGGAAGCGAGGAUCUCCUCUGAGACUCAUCAUCAUGUCUGCCACUCUAAGAGUGGAGGAUUUUACGGAAAAUACUAGGCUGUUCAAAGAUCCACCGCCGGUUAUAAAUAUAGACUCCAGACAGUUCCCAGUGACGAUACAUUUCAAUAAGAACACAAACAGUGAUUACCUAAAGGAGGCGUAUAAGAAAGCUGUCAAGAUACACACUCGGCUGCCUGAAGGAGGGAUACUGAUAUUUGUGACUGGACAGCAGGAGGUGCGUUAUCUAGUAAAAAAGCUAAAGGCUGCCUUCCCUUACCGCAAAGACGUGGAUUACACGAAACUGAUCACCAAGAAUAAGCCGGUGUCUGACGUUGAUGCUGCACUGGAUUCUGAACCUGAGGACAUUGAAUCUGAUGAUGAUGAGGUAGAAAGAGAAAUGAAACGCGCCCGUAAAGCUCGUAGGAAGGCUAAGCAGAAGUCUAAGACUUUACCUAAGAUCAACCUGGACGAUUAUGACAUGCCAGAGGAUGAUGGACAGGCUGACCUGGUGGAUGACGAAGAUAGCGAGGGACAUCUUAGUGAUUCAGACGCUGAAGAAGACUCCCUAACUCCGGCCAUAAAGUCCUGUCGCCAGCCUCUAUGGGUAUUACCUUUGUACUCAAUGCUGAACCAAAAUAAGCAAGCCCGGGUAUUCAACCCUCCACCGGCCGGAGCUCGGCUCUGCGUCGUCAGUACCGAUGUAGCUGAGACGUCGAUCACGAUACCGUCUAUAAGAUACGUUGUGGAUACUGGGAAGAAGAAGAUGCGCGUUUAUGACCACGCAACUGGAGCGAGUGCGUGGCGCGUCGUUUGGACGUCGCAAGCGAGUGCGGGGCAGCGCGCGGGCCGCGCCGGCCGCACGGCCAGCGGACACGCAUACCGCGUCUACAGCAGCGCCGUGUUCCAGCACGACUGCCCGCCACACCACGCGCCCGACCUCUGCAGGCGGCCCGUCGACGACCUCGUCUUGACUAUGAAGUGUAUGGGGAUUGACAAGGUAGUAAAUUUCCCGUUCCCGACGGCCCCAGAUAGAAUGCAACUACGUUUGGCUGAGAAGCGGCUGGAAGCUCUCGGCAUACUGGAGAAACCACCCGUGAAGAAUGUCAGAAAGGAUGAUGAAGAGGUAUUAAAAGUGACUCCACUAGGUAAGGCAGUGUCGGCGUUCCCCCUACUACCUCGCUACGGCAAGAUGUUAGCGCUCAGUCACCAACAGAACCUCCUACCCUUCACUAUUGCGCUGGUAUCUGCACUUACUGUGCCAGAGGUAAUGACAGGCAAACCGGACAGUUGGCCUGCGACUGGCAACGUCUUACUACUGGGCGAUCCUGGAGUAUUGCUGCGAGCUAUAGGCGCCGCUGAAUAUGCGUACGUUAAAGGGGAAGAAGAAGUAUUCUGCGCUAAAUACGGACUUAGAGAAAAGGCUAUAAAAGAAAUACGCAAACUUCGAAAGCAGUUAACCUCAGAAAUCAACCUCAGCGUAGCUGGGGUCAAUGUGGCAGUAGACCCCGAAAUGAAGCCCCCUAAUGACAACCAAGCGAGGUUGUUAAGACAAUUGGUGCUCAGCGGUUUGGGAGACCAGGUUGGCAAGAAAAUAGCUCUUGAUGAGGUUAAACAAGAAUGGGUAGUGUUCCAGGAAUUAUAUGAGACUGGAGCCGAUGAGAGACGGAAGAUGGUAAUGAGGAAUGUCACUGCUAUAGAACCAGAAUGGUUACCUUUAUUGGUUCCUCAAUUAUGCAAUUUGGGUGAACCUCUAGACGAUCCUCCGCCAAGAUACGAUGAGAAGUCAGGAAGAGUGAAGUGCCAUUUCAAAGGUACUUUUGGAAAAGCUGGCUGGGAGCUGCCUACUGCUGAAGUUGACUUUCCCGAGAAAACAGAAAGAUACAGAUGGUUCGCCCGUUUCCUUCUAGAGGGCGCGGUGUUCCCUAAAUUAAAGAAGUAUACAAGUUCAUUACUAUCUCCGCCUUCAACAAUGGUGAAGACUUGGGCGAAGUUACAACCCAGAACCGAAGUGCUUCUGAAGGCGUUGAUAGCGAAGCGGGCGGGUACUCGAGACGCUUUGCGAAGCAUUUGGGAGGAAAACGGGUCUUUUCUUCUCGACGAGUAUCUGAAAUGGGUGCCGGAAUCCGCUCACAACGAAGUCAGCUUAUAUUGGCCGCCAUUAAAAUAACAUAUUCCUGUUACUAUGUAAAUAUUGUAAAUAAAGUAUUAUUGGAAAUUAA
Spodoptera littoralis (African cotton leafworm) is the source of this 3624-nucleotide messenger RNA. The record is from the annotation of a GenBank genome assembly. NCBI's taxonomy places the organism in Eukaryota, Metazoa, Arthropoda, Insecta, Lepidoptera, Noctuidae.